Molecule: messenger RNA, 1450 nt
Organism: Salvia hispanica
Lineage: Eukaryota; Viridiplantae; Streptophyta; Magnoliopsida; Lamiales; Lamiaceae
Source: RefSeq, a predicted model, not a curated record
AUUUGUCUUAAAACAAGAAUAAAUCAACAUAGUUUCUGCAUAUAUUAUGGCUUGUUUCUUAGUUGGACACAUGUAGCAAAUAGAAUACUACAAUGAUAUAAUUAUUGCUUCUAAUGUUGUCUACUGCAGAAACACAAAAAACAAGCGCAAAUGCAAUAGAGUGCUUCGGGGGAUACUCAAGUCUACAAAGACAAGCACAAGAAACAUAGCAACAAAAUUGCAGUGAACUUAUCUGAAUCGAAUUGAUGUUCUCUUCAUCCUUGAAUAAACGAAAAUGGUCGAUUCCUCACAUCAAUUCCACGAGGAGCAAAAUAAGAAACUCUCCGAGGAGUUAUAAUUACCUGUUCUAGUUAAAAAAAAUCCAUAGGAUCGUAAAAGAAUCCAUUAGUCCCUCAUUUAUAAGUAGUUCAUCUGAGUGGUUACAUACGCGAUUCUUGAAUGCAGAUGUGACAAGGAGGGCGAAGAUUGUAUCAAAGAUGAGUUCGAUCACAAAAUUCUUUUGUGCCUUGUCUAAGCUGAGGGGGUGGCAUUGGAGUUGGAUAUAGCCAAUGCAGAAGGCAGGCCUUCGAACAGGGACGCAAAUGAAAUGACUGAUUCAAGAGCCACUUCUCUAUACUCCAUGAGUUCUAUUGUGCUUGCUCACAAAACUGAAACUUGACGGCAUAGCCACUAGAUUUUAGAUGAAGCAGUGAUGGAGAGAGACAUUUUUCAGGGGAAGCAACUAAUAAUGAUCUUAGAUAGUGUUAGGACAGUGGAGAAUCUAUGAAGUUGGAAGCGAGAAAUGAGCUGAGCAAAGGAGACACUCGUGCACAGACCGUGUCUAGCUCCCCAGCCAACCACAUGCCCGUGCAAGGACUUGAGUCUCUGCCACCAAUUCAGCUAGUAAGACACGGCCCGUGUGCAACAAACCAGAGAGGCAGGACACAUGGCCCGUGUGGAAGCAAGCAGGGAAGCCAAGUACAGCAGAGAGGAAACAAGCAAAGAAGAAAGGCAGAGAAACGUUUUCCAUUAACGAGCGCAUUUCAAAUUAGUUGGUUAUUCCAUCAGCUUCAGUUGGGGCUGUUCCUGAGCAACCUCCUGAUUAUGCACAACUACACGAAGGGAGAGGGCAUCCGCAACACGACAGAGUACAUGGUGGAAGUGGCGAUGGCGGGCCUUGAGGUGGACCCUAACAUCUUCCUCGAGAUCCACUUCCCAAAUGCCAAGGUGCCUAAACAAUGCCAGGAGACAGAACACGACCCGCCGGAUGCUAGCACUGUCCACGCUCAGCAAGCAACAUGAGCCUAGUGGAAGGCUCGAUCGAUCUUGGCCACGUUGGCUUUAGGCAUGUCAGUCACAACGUGAACUCACUCCUCUAAGAGGAAUUCUCAAUCAUUUCGAGGAAUUCUCAAUAAGAGGAAUUUUGUGUUCGUGCGUGCGUGUGUGUGUGAGAGAGAGAGAGAGAGUGCAU